This is a messenger RNA of Blastomyces gilchristii SLH14081, 5170 nucleotides long. Its product is annotated as cell wall biogenesis protein Mhp1. NCBI's taxonomy places the organism in Eukaryota, Fungi, Ascomycota, Eurotiomycetes, Onygenales, Ajellomycetaceae. Bases 657 to 4337 code for a protein of 1226 amino acids. The record is from RefSeq and is a predicted model, not a curated record. The transcript is spliced from 3 exons.
AGAACCACAACACAACCACCACAAGGUUCUUGUUCUAUAUUCUUAUUAUCAUUAGCGACCUCCAUCAUCACCAUCACCUCGACUUAUUGCACCCGCUCUAUUGUCUCUUUCCGUUACAAUCACUCCCCCGUUAUGUCGUUUGUGCUCACCUACCUCAUCCUCCUCUCGAUGACGGAACCCGCGCAGCAGCGCGGCCUUUGAGUUCAAUAGUUCGUUGUCCACUACUCCUCCGCUCGCUCCGCCCGCUCCGCCCGCUCCGCUUACCGGCCAUAUUUCUAUAACAAAUCCCCCUACCUUCCACCGACUCUUCCUCUCGCGGGUUAUAAUUGCCCUUCUUCUUUCAUCUGUCACCUACUGUUCGCCUUCAACUAGCGCAGCAAGACCUUGCUACCCCCGCUCCCAUACACGAUAUCUCCGUUCUUAUGCUCCCUGUCGCACGCCAGCGUCGCCCCACUCCGUGCUCGUGUGAGCUUUUGCCCGGAUUCUUGCCUGGAGCUCUUCCACUGCGCCCAUUCCUGUGACACGCUGUAGGCUGCGAUAUCAUUGUAUACGGCCUCUUGUUACUAUUAGUAAUAGUAAUAAUACCUUCGGGGGACUUGCAUUCUUUGCUUUGGGAAAGAAAGAGUUGCUGCGAAUUGUCCAACCGUCUUUGCGAAAUGGAAAAAGCUGACACUGUUGAUGUGAGCUGGUUGCAUCAUUCUCAAAAAGACAAUCUUCUUCGAACCAAAUCUGCGCCUUCAGUUCCCAUAAAUUCCUCACAACCAAUAACUCCAGAGCCACCAGUACUUGCCAGUUCACUCCCAACAGAAAAUUACGAACCCGCCAAUGUCGUUUCGUCUACAGGUGUAUCCAGGUCAUUAACUCCUCCGGUGAUGAACCCCCGGCAGCCACCGACACAGCAGAGGAAGGGGACCUUGAAUGCGGUAGAGCAGAGUGAAUCUACGCCUUCGCCGGCACCCUUGGCUACCAAUGGGACCACAGGCAAAUCAUCCAGCGCAAAACAGCCUACGACCGGUCGGCGCAAUUCAUGGAUCUCCAGUUUAAGCCAGAAAUUAUCUUCGAGCGGUUCGGUUUCUCCGACGCAAAGCAAUGUGAAGGAUGCCAAUGCGAAGCAACCAGCUCAGAGUCCUCGAACAGAACUCCACAACCCAUUUGGCGCAUCUUUCUCUCCCAAGGAAAAGACAGACAAGCAAGAUGAUACCCCGACUCCCUUCGAUUCUCGUUCUCCAAAGAGCCAUCCUUCCUUCUUUCAUAAUGCCCUCCGCAAACUUUCAUCUUCCUCUUCGUCCGUCGGUGGUGCGUUAGGAAAGAUCGCGACACAGGGAGUGAUUCCCGAACGGCGAGUUAUGAAUGUCGAUCAGCAUCGCGAUAGAUGUAAGAUUGCUGAGCUGAACCAGGCUAAGCUCCGGCGUGUUGCGUUUUGUGUCGAUGUGGAAAUUGCGGGGACUUCUCGCCGGUCUGAAUCCGAAGAGGAAGCUACACCGCAACAGCCUACACAGCUGUCGUCGCAACCGCCACCGCAAACGCCAUCGCAGGCGGCCCCUGCGAAGAAGAAAUCCACAAUGGCCGAUCAAAUCAGAGUUUUCAAGAGACAAGACUCUAAGCCCGCCGUGGAGAAGGCUGAACCAUCGCAACCGGGUGCUAAUGGCGAACCAACCGAGGUCCCUUCAAGUACAGCUGCUAGCGAGACGACACCGUCGAAACCCGCUAAGGAAAACGAAAAGCCCCCUGGUACCAAAGAGCAAACAAGAAAGCAGGAAAAGAAGAAGAGGUCAGAAGAAGAGCGGAAAGAACGCAAGGAGAGAAAGAGAAGGCAGGCCGAAGCGAACGGGACCAUUCCACUUCAGUUUACUCGUGACAAAGGAUCGUCUUCUCUCCGUCCCACCCGAGGUCAGGAUCAACCAACGACUGACCCUGUACGAAUAUAUCGCCGCUGUUGUCAACUACGGGAAACCGGGGUUUUGAAGAAGAUAGUUGAACAGAUCUCUUCACCAUCUUCGGGCCUUGCAGAGUCUCCUGGGACUGUUGCUGUUCUAGAUCUCAGUGGCCUUUGCAUGACCCUCCCUGAUAUUGUUACCUUCGCCGACUGGCUUGCCAUCGUUCCCGUCCGCAAGCUACUAUUACAAAAUUGCGGCCUCACUGAUGAAGCGGUGCGGGUGAUCCUAUCAGCGCUGCUGUCCACAAGGACGAUCGAAGAAUCAAGGUUACGAAGAAAGAGUGGCAGGAAACACGGCGACGAUGCAUCCCAGAGGGGAGAGAGAGCGGGCGUAAUAGAAAAGCUGUCUUUGAAGGAUAAUCCCAAGAUCGGCCACGAUGGAUGGCGGCACAUCGCGCUCUUCAUUCAUAUGUCAAGAUCCCUCAUCGGAAUCGACUUGUCUGGAAUCCCUUUCCCGCAAACUCCGGCCACCACAACCAGACCAAUUAGUCCCUUAUCAAAAGCCAGUAAACAACCUGCGACAGUAUCCACUGUCUUCGCGAAGGCAUUGUCUGAGCGACUUGCGGGAAACCACUUGGAAGAGCUAGUAAUCAGCGAAUGUUAUCCAUCUUCUGAAGAUCUUUCCAAGAUUUGCGAUGCGGCGACAGCUGUGGAAUUACGAAGAUUGGGAGUUGCACACAAUAACAUGACGGCGGAAGGAUUGGGACAUGUCAUUCGCUAUUUGCAGGCUGGUUACUGCGAAGGACUUGACUUGGGAGGAAACAAUCUGGGUGACCAUCUAGGGCCGCUGUCGUCCGCCAUUCAAAAAGCAAAGGAUCAUCCGCUCAGUGCUCUAAGCCUGGCGGAUUGUUCAUUGACGCCAAAACCUCUAUGCUCUGUCCUCCAAGCGCUGACCUGUUUGCCUAAUUUCCGAUUUAUCGACCUCUCCCAUAACCCGAACCUUUUUGCAAGCCAGCCGGACUCUUUAACGACCUUACGACGCUAUCUUCCCCAAAUGGCUGAAUUGAAACGAAUACACUUGGCGGGUGUCAGCCUCUCUCCAGAUCAUGCCAUAGCUCUUGCAGAGAUAUUACCCGAUUGCCGUCGGCUAUGUCACAUUAAUAUCUUGGAGAAUCCCACCAUUGCCGCUUUGGCUUCAGCCAAGGACGCACCCACCCAGGAAGAAGCUUGCGCAUUGUACGCGUCGUUGAUGACAGCCGUUCGCAUCUCACACACCCUCAUCGCAGUAGAUAUCGACGUCCCGACGGCAGAUAAUAACGAAGUUGUCAAAGCCCUCGCAUCACAAAUUGUGGCCUACUCUCUUCGGAACCUCGAGCGUGGUGAACUUGUGGAGGAGCUUUCUGAUGGCUCAACACCGGAAGAGUACCCAGUUCCCGUCCCCGAUAUCCUUGUGCAUAUUGUUGGAAAUGUGGAUGAUGUAGGAGAUGAUCCUACGAAGCUGGCUCCGGAUGAAGACUACGUUAUUGGCGGUACUGGGCUGGUAAAGGCUCUUGGGGUUUGCCUUGGUAAUGCCGACCACCAUUCCCUGGAGACUUUGGGCGAUAUAACUCCCCCUCCCAGCGGCACUUCUACGCCACUUCGGCGCGCUAGCAGUGUUGGAAAUAAAAAGCCACGGGACAUGUCGAAGAACCUUCUCAAUUCUGCACGGAGAAUACGUGUGCGAUUACAGCCGGUUCUUGUCAGGGAAGACAGGGCCGGUAAUGAAUCGAAUUAUCGACGACUACAAUUCCUUGAUGUUACCCUACAACGGAUGAUCCAACGUUUCGAAGAUGAAUUUCCAGAUACCCGCCUUUCUACCGACUCAGACACAAGGGACACCCUUCCUCAACGGACCCCGUCCCAAUCAUCCGCGGGCGAAUCUGCAGAACGGUCUAAACUAGAUGAUCCCGCAAACCUGGACGCAAUUCAAUUAAGCCAAAGCCCGGAUCAAGAUCAAUAUCCAGACGCAGCCAUUGACGACGAAGACGGGGACCGUUACGCCAUCCGCUUAUCCCGUACCAGCUCAAACACAUCCCUCCACUCCAAAGCCCUGACCUCCGAAGAAGGCAGGGUCCACCGUUUCCAGCAGCAUGUCCGCCGGGAUAUUCUUAGCACCGAUCUCGAGGCUGAGCCGGAUACCCCCUCCCAAGGCCCCGACGAGACGCAGAUCCACGCCUUACGCGAAAAGCUCGAGCGUCUCCGGAGUAGUGAGAUGCAGUCUCGCAUCGAGCUUGUUGGACCUGACAAGGCGCUUGAAGAGCUGGGGGCGAAUAUGGAAGAGUUACUUGCGCUGCGCGAACGGGAUCCGGAGUCGUUUGAGAGCUUCAAGGCGAGCCAGAUUGCUGCGCAGAUUAAUGCCGGGUUGGUGGGAGAAGGGGAGGGAGAGGGUGAACGGGAAGCAAGUGAACAACCCCCUCCCUAGAUUCUAUUAACCCCACAGUAAGCCCUCUUUUUUCCUGUAGGGGUGGGAGGGGGGAUAAACAAAUUACACUUUGUCUGCUGCAAAUCUCACUCCAGGCUACGAAAUUUCAGCUCCCUCUUUUCCAACUUUCCGAUUUUGAGUGUGACACUUCUAUUUUAUUCAUUGACAAAUUUUUACGAAAUCUUUUGCAUAUUUCCUGUGCGAUUUCCCUCUACGCGCGAAACUUGGUCUGUACUAGGUUUGGGGGAGAACCAAACAAAGAGAUUAGCCCUGGGUGCUGUUUUUCUUUUUUUCGUUUCCAUUCUCACUGCUGCUAGCCGUUUCUGCGGAAUGCCACUCUUCGUAUAUAUAUGUACAUGUACAUACGAAUUGCGUAUAUGCACCCAACUGAAAGCUCACACACCUGUACUGUUUUGUUUCAUCCAUGAUACACUCUUCUUUGACUCGCUUUUUCUUAUUUUUAUUUUUAUUAUUUUUAUUUUUAUUAUUUUUUUGAGGGCAGAGGCAACCAACCCUCUUGCAUUCUUCACACUUAGCACCAGGAGCACAGCGAGAAGCGAGAAAAAUAACGGCCUUAACUUUUUUUCUAUAUUUAAUAUAUUUUUAUUCCACCUAUCUAUUCAUGCUGAUGAUUUCUCGUUUUCGUUUCUUCCUCCUAGUCUCCUUUUGUUUUCCGACUGCUGACUUUCUUCCAUUGUAUGUCCUUGCGUUUUCAAAGGAUAAUGCGGAAUUUUUUCCUGUCGUGUUACACAUAUUUAGUAGUGGAAGCGGAUGCUUUAUUUCACCCGCGAGAUGGAAUUUGCUUCAAUAUUUAAUACGUUCAUCAUUCUCCA